CUCCGCUCAGGCGGGCAAGAGGGAUCUACCGGCGUUUGGAGUCUGGUGCUGGCUUCCGUGGGAAGGGAUCCCGAGCCUUUCUGAGAACAUGAACGAUUGGAUGCCCAUCGCCAAGGAGUAUGACCCGCUUAAAGCUGGCAGCAUUGACGGCACCGAUGAAGACCCACACGAUCGCGCUAUCUGGAGGGCAAUGUUGGCACGAUACACCCCCAACAAAGGCGUCACGGGAGACCCCCUCCUCACCCUGUUCGUGGCGAGACUAAACCUGCAGACCAAAGAGGAGAAGUUAAAGGAAGUAUUUUCUCGCUACGGGGACAUCCGGCGGCUUCGGCUGGUGAGGGACUUGGUCACGGGCUUUUCGAAAGGCUAUGCCUUCAUCGAAUACAAAGAGGAGCGUUCUCUGAUCAAAGCUUACCGAGAUGCAGACGGCCUGGUUAUUGACCAGCACGAGAUAUUCGUGGACUACGAGCUGGAAAGGACCCUCAAAGGGUGGAUCCCUCGGCGCCUUGGAGGAGGUCUGGGGGGGAAAAAGGAAUCCGGGCAGCUGAGAUUUGGGGGGCGUGAUCGACCUUUUCGGAAACCCAUUAAUUUGCCAGUUGUUAAAAACGACCAGUACAGAGAGGUAAAAAAGGGAAAAGCGGGGGGGGGGGAGCGAUCUCGGUCGAGAGAGAGACACUGGGACUCUCGGACGAGGGACCGAGACCAUGACCGAGGCAGGGAGAAGAGAUGGCAGGAGAGAGAGCCAACCAGGGUGUGGCCAGAAAGUGACUGGGAGAGAGAGAGGGACUUCAGAGAUGACAGAGCCAAGGGGAGGGAGAAGAGGGACCGAAGUAAGUAGAGGCUCACCAGCACCACCAGAGCCCAAACAAAGACACCGCGGAGGCACAGAGAGAUGCAUGGCUUUUAUACAAAGUGUACGUCCAGUGCUUGAAUAAAACUUGCUGGUGGUGA
Molecule: messenger RNA, 951 nt
Organism: Lynx canadensis (Canada lynx)
Lineage: Eukaryota; Metazoa; Chordata; Mammalia; Carnivora; Felidae
Gene: SNRNP35
Product: small nuclear ribonucleoprotein U11/U12 subunit 35
Biological process (GO): mRNA splicing, via spliceosome
Cellular component (GO): precatalytic spliceosome; U12-type spliceosomal complex
Molecular function (GO): snRNA binding; mRNA binding
Source: RefSeq, a predicted model, not a curated record